This is a messenger RNA of Emericellopsis cladophorae, 444 nucleotides long. RefSeq lists its product as uncharacterized. The record is from RefSeq and is a predicted model, not a curated record. The coding region runs from base 1 to 444 and encodes 147 amino acids. The transcript has 2 exons. Lineage: Eukaryota; Fungi; Ascomycota; Sordariomycetes; Hypocreales; Bionectriaceae.
AUGCCGCAGGCCUCCCUGAAGCGAGAACACUCUCCAGAUACCGGCUCUGACACGGAAGAAUCGCCAACCAAGCGCCAUGCCACCGUUUUCGAGUACAUGAGGCAGCAAAAGCAGAACUCCACAUCCGCGACUCAGAAGCUCUGGCUGCCAGCUGUGAAGUGCCCAGACGAUCUAUCGCGUGCCAGUCUGGCCGACUGCUUCCGCAUCCUCUCUAAAGCGGUGGAUUCCUCAAACCAUCAAGAACCGGGCACGGCCAGUCCAUCUGCUUGGGCCAGGAGCCCUUCGGGCAAGCUGAUGGACGGUUUCCUGAGGGCGCUGUUUGAUGACAGCUGGACAUCGGCGGAUCCUAUCGUAGUCGUUGAAAGAAGGAAACCCAACAGCGCUUUCAUGGAGUAUGGCCGCGUGGUGAUUGCUGAAAGAAGCGACGACCUUGGCACCGACUGA